Molecule: messenger RNA, 636 nt
Organism: Thecamonas trahens ATCC 50062
Lineage: Eukaryota; Apusomonadida; Apusomonadidae
Exons: 2
Coding region: 1-636 (211 amino acids)
Source: RefSeq, a predicted model, not a curated record
AUGGCUUCGCUUCGUCCAGUGAACGCGCUGGGAGGAGGAAACGGCGGCGGUAUCACCAUCUUUGCAGACACACCAAGUGCAUCCGAGGCCUUCAAAGAGAACGCAUCGGCAAGGUCGUCGGCCAAGAGCGCAGGCGGGCGGACGGGCCGACGGUUUGGUGCCCGGAUCGACCCCAAUGCCCAGGCCCCGCGCCAGCAGGCGAGCCGCAAGGCGGCUGCCGGAGGCAAGAAUCGCACCUUUGGAAGGGACAAGCUGGCGGCGCUGAGCGGCGAGUGGGAGGUCGAGCAGUGUUUCGCGUCCGAUCCGGCGCAGUGGGAGCAUGCCAAUGCAUACACUGAUGCGGAUCUCGAUGAUCUGGAUGCACUGUUGGCCUCGGCAGCCGGGCUGCGGGCACAGAGGCGCCGGCCCGCACAGAGCCGGCGCGAUGCCAGCCGGCUGUUCUCAACCGCCGGCACACCGCAAAAGGUGACGGCAGCGGAUGUGGGGCUGGGAUCGGCGGAGCGAGUCCUUGAUGCGGCGCUCGACUCGACAGCAGCGCGCCUUGGCGUCGUUGGUGGCCUGGACCUCAGCUUUGGAUGCGGAGACGCCGGGGAUGACGGGUGCGACAAUGGCGACAUCUCCCUCGGCGACUGGUGA